UUCCGAGAGCCGUUGCCGCCGCAAGUGCGGGGAAGAGGGGCUGGGGUCGUUGGCUGGGGUCAGAGUUCGCAGCGGCACUCUGCUGGAGGGAGUGGUCAGGUCACCUGGAACGAGGCUCCCCGCCCAAACACUGUGGGGACCGCGGGCCUGCCCUCCCCGCACCUCCUCACGUAAAAGAGAAAUUUCUUAGAAUGCUUGAGCCGUCGAUAAGAGUGCCAGUGAAGAAAGCGGGGUAUUUCCCUAAGGCCUGUAUCCUACCUUGAUUGUCUUUUCUUAAAGUAUUACAAAUCAGGAUGUCUGUACAGUCAGUGGAAGAAGAUUCAAUACUUAUCAUCCCAACUCCAGAUGAGGAGGAAAAAAUUCUGAGAGUGAAGUUGGAGGAGGAUCCUGAUGGCGAAGAGGGGUCAAGUAUCCCCUGGAACCACCUCCCUGACCCGGAGGUUUUCCGACAGCGAUUCAGGCAGUUUGGAUACCAAGAUUCACCUGGGCCCCGUGAAGCUGUGAGCCAGCUUCGAGAACUUUGCCGUCUAUGGCUCAGGCCAGAGACACACACAAAAGAACAAAUCUUGGAGCUGGUAGUACUGGAGCAGUUUGUUGCCAUCCUACCCAAGGAGCUACAGACUUGGGUUCGAGAGCAUCAUCCAGAGAAUGGAGAGGAGGCAGUGACGGUGCUGGAAGAUUUAGAGAGUGAACUAGAUGACCCUGGACAGCCGGUUUCUCUUCGUCGACGAAAACGGGAAGUGCUAGUAGAGGAGAUAGUAUCUCAAGAAGAAGCGCAGGGAUUGCCAAGUUCUGAGCUCGAUGCCGUGGAGAGCCAGCUCAAGUGGGCAUCCUGGGAGCUCCAUUCCCUGAGGCACUGUGAUGAUGAUGCUAGGACUGAAAAUGGAGCGCUAGCUCCAAAGCAGGAGAUUCCUUCAGCAGUAGAAUCUCAUGAAGUUCCUGGCACUCUCAAUAUAGGUGUUCCUCAAAUUUACAAAUAUGGAGAAGCCUGUUUCCCCAAGGGCAGGUUUGAAAGAAAGAGAAAUCCCUCUCGAAAGAAACAACAUAUUUGUGAUGAAUGUGGAAAACACUUCAGUCAGGGCUCAGCCCUUAUUCUUCAUCAAAGAAUCCACAGUGGGGAGAAACCCUAUGGAUGUGUUGAAUGUGGGAAAGCAUUCAGCAGGAGCUCCAUCCUUGUGCAGCACCAGAGAGUCCACACUGGAGAAAAACCUUACAAAUGUCUUGAAUGUGGAAAAGCCUUUAGCCAGAAUUCUGGGCUCAUUAAUCAUCAAAGAAUCCAUACUGGGGAGAAACCUUAUGAAUGCGUUCAGUGUGGGAAAUCCUAUAGUCAAAGCUCAAACCUUUUUAGACAUCAGCGAAGACACAAUGCAGAAAAACUUCUGAAUGUUGUGAAAGUUUAAGAAAUUUAAAAAAAAAAUCAGCACUCAGGUCUUUUUCUUCUGAAAUGAAGACAAAAUUAAAAACAUGAAAUGAUACGUAAUAGUUUCCCUGUAGACUGUUAGAAAAUCCACUGGGAAAUGUAGAAAGUCUUCACCCACUAUAUUAUUUUAUCUUGAAAGAAAUGGUGUCAUACCUGCCUAAAAACUGAAAUUUUAAACUUAAUUCAGGUGUUAAUGCCUAACUCUUCCAUGUGAUGUUUAUAUUAUUAUUUUUACAAUUGAUGAACUACCUGAUUCUUUGUCCCUUUCUCAAAAGUUUCCUUCUUAAGACAGAUACGUUAUUUCUCUGUUGAUCAUUGAAAUGUUCUUUUGCAAGGAUACAUUCCCUUCUACAUUAGAAAGCACCAUAGGAAUUAUAAAAUCUGAAAACUUGAGACCAUUUUUUUCCAAAUUUACCCUCAUUUCCUUCUACCUAAUUUGAAUAUGCAUGUCAGAAAAUAGAAGAUAAAGGAUGACCAAAAACCUCAAAGUGAAAUGAGCCUUAAAACUCAGAUAAGAAGUGAUGGUGAUAAAACAGCAAAAAGUGAAUGGGACACCUAGACUGGGGAAGAUAGACAAAUACUUUGAUCCAAGAAUUGAAGUAUAUCAGGAAUUUAUCUGGGUGUAAUGGGCUUGCAGCAAAACUGAGAAAUAGCUCAUCUUACCUGUAAUUUGGAAGGAUCCCACUAAUGAAAAUAGUUUUCUCUCAUGUGUCAUUAGAAAGUGGACAGUCUAAAGAAUAAAUAGUUGUAAAGCUCUGAAGGUAAAAAUUGUAACACUAGGGAAGAAUUUUGAAUGGCAGUGUUGAGGGGCAAAUGUGAACAAGGGUAAUGGUCUGUCUUGGCUUUUUGAAAACAAAAGAGAAUUGAAGAUCUAAGUCAUUAUUAUUUUUCCUUCAUUUUUGUCAAGGACAGAAAAAUCCCUGACGUGUGGGCAACAGUAUCAGGUUUGCUGUUUUAUUCCUUUGGUACAGAAGGGUUGAACACCAGGCUAACAAAGCAGCCAUGCAUUUAUUAUUAGACAUUUUCUACCGACAAGGCACUGUGCUAGGUACUGUAACCCUACCGUAAUCAGGUAGGCAUUUCUUCCACUGUAAAUCAUUAGGCGUUUGGUACAAAGCUGUUUCAUGUGAGUUAGCCUCUCCCCCCGCCGUCUGCGCAGGCCUUGGGGAGGUCACCUCUGAGAUUCCUAGAGCCAUAGUUCUCUUACCAGUGUGUUAUACUUGGGGGAAGGAAGACUCAGCUCAAAGAGCUAGCCAGCUCUCCAGCAAUCUUCGGAGGUGAGUCCAAGAUAACUCUAUCCCAGUUUGGAGGUUUGUGGGUCUUUUAAAAAAACUAAUCUCUAGUAGCAUUGAGGUUGUACUUAUAUGUUAAGUUGAAUGGAUUGUUCUAUUAAAAAAAAAAACUAGGUUAUUAACAACUAGUUUAUUAACUAUCAGAAUUGAUGGAACUUUUAAAAAAAUCUGUCUUAACACAUUUUUAAAAAAUGUAUAAAAGUAAUACAUUGUAGUAGUAGGAUUAUGUACUUCUUGGCUGAGAAUCCCAAGUACUGUGGUUCUGUUUAGUGGAAAACUCUGGAAGUUAAAAUACAGAAUAUGAGAAAAGGCUUUUUUAUAGUGGGCAUAAUUGUGUGGAAAAUGACCCAUGUGAAUAAAAUUGUUUCAUAGUUCCAGAGAUGUUGGUUACAUCUGGUGCUUGGAUCCAAUUAAAAAAUGGAAGGUGAGAUUUGCAUGAGCCUGUUAAAAAGCAUAGUAAUAAAUGCAAGGCCAGCUGGUGGAGAAGUGAGGCAGGAUGGAGCUUGUUUAUAGAUUUUCUGAUAACAAUUAUAAGAAAUGUGCUUUAUAGAUUAAGAUUUAUUGAAGUAUAAAUAUGUAGUAAUGAUAUAAUGUAUUUUAAGUUAUGCAAGAAUAUGUAGGGACUUUUGUUUGGGUCUUUUUCUCUUUGUGGCUGAGAGGAAACAAGUCAGUGUCCAAUAAAGCUAUAAACUCCUCUGCUCUAAGAUAAAAUGAUCUUGAGUUGAUUGAUUUAUUUAUUUAUAACUGGCUUCUUUUCAAGUAGGUUUUGAGGUGGCAUAUUUGGAAUACUGCUGGGAUGACAGAGUUCUUUUAUCAGGGUAGGUAAGAAGGGAGCAACCUUUUUCUGGCUAGAAUUUCACGCUGUUUUAGAUCUUGCAUCUUUCCUGUAUACAAAGAGGCUUCCCUGUGGUAUAUUUGUCAUAAACACCAAAGAUGUUUGUAUAAUGUGAGAGCUUAGAAAAAGUACUAGAGUUGGCAAAUAGGAGUUUGUCUUGCCAUCUCCGAUAACCUGUGCGUUGUUUAGAAAGGAUUCUGAAGCUCAGGCAAGGCUCUGUGGGGAAAAUGGGCUGGACCCAAAAAAGCUGGAUGACCGUACACAUAAAAAGGAAGUGGUGGUCUUUGUACUUGACAUCCCUGGUUAGGCUAAGUUCCCACUAGACAAACUGAUUUAAAAUAACUUCAGUGACUUACGAUUUCAUCUAGACAUAGAUUUAUAUCCACACAGGUAAUCACAGUUAGCAGUUCCAUGCUGGGGAGUGCCCAGCUUCUGAUGAAAUGGUCACCUGGCGGUUGUCAAGCAGUGGCGUCUGUGCAGUUAUUAAGCAAGCAGUUGUUGAUGCCAUGCAGACUGCUGAUGCCUGUCUGGUAGCCACUGAGCAUUUGGUGCGCAUUACUUCUAAACUGUCUUGGUUUUCUUGGAGGUUAAAGUCCCCAGAUUCACACCCAGUUGGCACUUGGUCAUUUAGCAAUAUGUCUACACAGUUGUGUCAGUUGAAGGGAGGAUUACACGUGCUGAAAGAACCUGCAUGCCAGGCAUUGGGUUAGAUGCUAUACCUAGCUCACUUAGAUUUGUAGCUUAGGAAAGCAAGAUUCAGAGAUCGUGUGACUUGCAUGUGGCCAGUUAGAACUAAAACUCAAAUCUAGUGCUGUGAACUCCAGGGACAUAUUUUUUUCACAAUACAAUGAAUGAUGGCUGUUGAACCCUGAUUGAUAAAUUUUAUGCUUUUAUCUUACAGUAAACAAAUGUAAAAGCUAUUAAAUGUGCUCAUUUGACUUUUCUACAGUACAGAAGUACAAAAUGAAAAAGGACAUUCCUUUUCACAGUCUUACUCAGUAGUAGUAAUUAUUUGGUUUGGUAUUCUUCCAGACUUAGGCUUAUACAUAUUUAAGCAAAAAUGUGUUAAUAGCUGACACUUGUGGUCGCUGUAUACAGGCACUGUUGGAAGCGCUUUACCCUGGAUUAACUCGUAAUCCUCACAGCAACCAUAUGAGGUAGGUACAUAUCCCCAUUUUACAUGUUGCUGCACUGAAAAGUGUCUCCCUUCCCUCCCACUUUGAUGUACACGUUUUUUAAUGGCUGCAUACUAAUUCAUUGCAUCAGUAUGCUAACUUCUUUAACCUACCCCUGUGUAGGUAAUUUGGUUAUUUCCAGUUUUUUUUAUUAUAGAUCAAGAGUUAACAUCUGUAUGUAUUUGCUGCCCGUGUGGGUAUUUCUGUAGGGUAAAUAGCUGGAAGUAUAAUUAUUGGGUCAGAAAACGUGCACAUUUAACAUUUUGAGAAACACCUUUGUAAAGAUUGCAUCAGUAGAGUACCUGUUUGCCUGCACUCCCACCAACCCUGAAUCCUUCAAUAUUUUUGCCACUCUGAUAGGUAAAUUUGUCAUUCUUUAUUAGUAAGGAGGAACAUCUUAUGUUUGUUGGCCGUUUGCAUUUCCUAUUGUGAAUUGCAUUUCCCAGUUUUUCUUUUUUAAUUAUGAAAGUACAAAUGACUACCAUCUCAUUGUACAAAACUUAAAUAUACCCAAGAGCAAAGAGAGACCUUUUUCUCCAGCAUUUCCAAUCACAUUCCAGUGCCCACAGUUUAGUGUACAUUCAUCUAGUCUCCUUUCCAUAAUUUCCAUGUGAAUAUAUGUACACAUAUAAGUGCUAUUUUUACAUAAAUAGGAUCAUAUAUAUGUAUUGUUCUGCAGCUUGCUUUUUUUUGGUCUCAAAAACAGAUUCUGAGGUCUUUAAAUUUCUUUAAUGAUUAAAUAGUAUUCAAUACUAUGAAAAUACCAUUAUUUAACUAUUCCCAUAUUUUUUUCUUUUGCUGUUACAUUGCCAAAGUAAACAUCUCUUUCAUAUAUCUUUGUGCAUGUGUGUGAAUAUUUCUUUAGGGUGGUGUAUGAGAUUGUUGGGUCAAAGGGUGUGCUUUCUGGUAGACCCCACCUUAGCCUCCCCAAAGGCCUUCGUAACUUUCUGUUUUCACCAAUUACACACAGAGUGCUCAUUUCCCCACGUAGCCUUACCUACAUUUGGUAAUUUUUAUCUGAUGGGCAAAAAAGAAAAAAAGGAUCAUUUUGCAUUUCCCUGAUUAAUGGUGAGGUUGAGGGUAUUUUCAUGUAUUUAUUGACCGUUUAUAGUUUUAUCAUGGAUUGUUUGUUUGUAUCCUUUAUCUGCUUUUCUCUUGGGUUAUGUGUGGGUAUAUGUUGUUUUUGUUUAUUCAGCAUCUCUUUCCCCAUCUUGUGAUAACAGAAUCCUUAUUUAUUGUGGGGAACCCAUUCCCUGUGGCGUAGGUGAGUACAUGACCAGGCCUGGCCUUCCUGAGUCCCACACCUCCUUAGCCACAGUGAUUAAAGCAUGGGCAUGUAACUCAAGCCAGGCUAAAGAAAGCCCUCAAUGGAACUUCUGCUGGAACUCUCGGAAAGAAGGCUCGACAGAUCCCACGAACUAAGGACUGUGUAAGCCUGAAUCUGUACCAUGUGGAGAGAGUCUGAGGAGAAACUCAGAGGC
Messenger RNA from Camelus dromedarius (Arabian camel), 6203 nucleotides. RefSeq names its product zinc finger protein 24 (gene ZNF24). Bases 294 to 1400 code for a protein of 368 amino acids. NCBI's taxonomy places the organism in Eukaryota, Metazoa, Chordata, Mammalia, Artiodactyla, Camelidae. The transcript is spliced from 4 exons. The record is from RefSeq and is a predicted model, not a curated record.